This is a messenger RNA of Coccomyxa subellipsoidea C-169, 948 nucleotides long. RefSeq names its product mitochondrial carrier. Gene Ontology annotation, molecular function: NAD transmembrane transporter activity. Gene Ontology annotation, biological process: NAD transmembrane transport. The annotation marks the transcript as partial. The record is from RefSeq and is a predicted model, not a curated record. The transcript is spliced from 7 exons. NCBI's taxonomy places the organism in Eukaryota, Viridiplantae, Chlorophyta, Trebouxiophyceae, Coccomyxaceae.
AAUAUUCUGGCUGGAGGCUUGGCCGGUUCCAUCACAGCCACGUUUGUGUGCCCUCUGGAUGUCCUGAAGACGCGCCUGCAAGUGCAGCGACGAGUGCCUGGUGUCAAGUACAACGGCAUCAGCGGUGGCUUGAGCAAAAUUCUGGCCGAGGAGGGGGUCAAAGGCUUGUAUAGGGGGCUAACCCCUACACUCCUGGCACUGUUGCCAAACUGGGCCGUGUACUUCACAGUGUAUGAGCGGCUCAAGAUCAGCCUUGGCAACAGGGCUCAAGGGCAUGCAUUUAUUAAGCCGCCGAUGGUCCACAUGGCAGCAGCCACUGGCGCUGGUGUGGCGACCAUGCUGGUGACCAAUCCCUUGUGGGUUGUGAAGACGCGGCUGCAGACCCAACACAUGGGCCUGCGAAUGGGGCGAGCAUCGGGUGGCAGGGCUCCGUUGUACACUGGCACCUUUAAUGCCCUCUCGCGGAUUGCUAGGGAGGAGGGAAUUGCUGGUCUGUACAGUGGACUGCUUCCUUCGCUGAUUGGAGUCUGCCACGUGGCCAUCCAGUUCCCACUGUAUGAGGCGUGCAAGAAGAGGAUCGCAGAGCACAAGGGUACAUCCCCUGACAGACUUGACCCUCUCAGCCUGGUGGGCAUCAGCGCCUUCAGUAAAAUGGUGGCAUCCACGGCGACGUACCCGCACGAAGUUGUGCGAUCUCACAUGCAUGUGGCCGGCUCCGGGCCCUUCAAUGGCUUCCUGAAAACCUGCAAGCAGAUCUACCGGGAGGAGGGAGUCAAGGGCUUCUACAGGGGAUGCACUGCAAAUCUGAUCCGCACAACACCAGCUGCAGCGCUCACCUUCACGACCUUCGAGCUGCUGUCCCGUCACAUGAGGGAGUUGGGAUGCCAGCAGAGGAAGAAAGAAAAGGGGGAGGAAGCGCUGCAGCUGCAGAAGGCCUCAGCAGUCUGA